This is a messenger RNA of Passer domesticus (house sparrow), 1547 nucleotides long. Its product is annotated as keratin, type I cytoskeletal 14-like. The transcript is spliced from 6 exons. Lineage: Eukaryota; Metazoa; Chordata; Aves; Passeriformes; Passeridae. The coding region runs from base 212 to 1495 and encodes 427 amino acids. Gene Ontology annotation, molecular function: structural molecule activity. Gene Ontology annotation, biological process: intermediate filament organization; epithelial cell differentiation. The record is from RefSeq and is a predicted model, not a curated record. Gene Ontology annotation, cellular component: keratin filament; cytoskeleton.
CCAAGCCCCAAAAGAAAUUCCCCUUAGCACAUCACUUUCUGCAUGAGCACUAUGGCUGGCAAACCCCAUGGGAAGCUGGACUGCCUGGCAGGUGACACCCACCUGGGCAGGUAUAAAGAGCCACCAGCCAGGACAGCCCGCCGCACUUUGGUUUCCUCUAUCUCGCUGUGCACAGCUUUGCAUCUGGGGCUGAACACCUGAUCCCUCCACCAUGAGCUGCAGCAUCAAGAGAACGUCCAGCACCUCGUACAGGAGCGGAGGAGGAGGUGGAGGCGCCUGCGGCGGCGGCAGCGGCCGCAGCUCCUCGGUGUCCUGCCGGCGCUACGCCUCCUCCGUCAUCGGGGGCAGCUUCGGCGGGGGCUGCGGGGGCUUCGGGGGCGGCCUGAGCAUGGGCAGCCUGGCCGGGGGCUUUGGCGGGGGCUUUGCGGGCAGCUGCGGCCCCGGCGGGGACCUGCUGCUCAGCGGCAAUGAGAAGCUCACCAUGCAGAACCUCAACGACCGCCUGGCCUCUUACCUGGACAAGGUGCGAAGGCUGGAGGAGGAGAACGCCCAGCUCGAGCACCACAUCCGCGAGUGGUACAGGAAACAAGCUCCCAGCGUCUCCAAGGACUACAGCUCCUACUACCAGACCAUUGAACAACUCCAGAAUCAGAUUAUUUCUGCCACUGUGGAUAACAACAGGAUGACUCUGGACAUUGACAACAGCAAGAUGACUGCCGAUGACUUCAGAAUGAAGUAUGAGAAUGAGCUGGUCAUCCGUCAGACCGUGGAGUCUGACAUCAAUGGCCUGAGAAACAUCCUGGAUGGUCUCACUACCACCCGGUCUUCACUGGAAUGUGAGCUGGAGUCCUUGAAGGAUGAGCUGAUUGCUCUCAAGAGAAACCAUGAGGAGGAAAUGAGGCAGCUCCAGUCCCAAACUGGUGGCGAUGUGAGCGUGGAGGUCAAUGCUGCCCCUGGACAAGACUUGACAAAGAUCCUGAAUGACCUGAGAGAUGAAUAUGAGCAGAUCAUUGAGAAGAACCGCAGGGAGGUGGAGCAGUGGUAUGAGGUCAAGAUCCAAGAAGUCAAUCAGCAGGUCACUUCCAGCAGCCAGGACAUCCAGACCAGCAGCCACCAGCUCUCCGAGCUGAGGCGCGAGAUGCAGAACCUGGAGAUCGAGCUGCAGGCACAGCUCAGCACGAAAUGCUCCCUGGAAAACUCCCUGUCGGAAACCGAGUCUCGCUACGGCCGCAUGCUCCAACAAAUCCAGAUGCAGAUCAACUCUGUGGAGGAGGAGCUGGGCAGCAUCCGCUGUGAGAUGGAGGGUCAGAGCCAGGAGUACAAGAUGCUCCUGGGCAUCAAGAUGCGCCUGGAGCAGGAGAUCCAGCAGUACCGGUCGCUGCUGCAGGAGGGGCAGCAGGAUCUUGUGUACGUUCUCUGUUUGCAAAUAAGGGCACAAGUUUUAUCACAAGGUUUUCUCUCUUGGCACUCAUGGAAGACAGAGCAGAAUAUUUGACUUGUCUGUAGCUGAAAUCUAAGUUCAGCCACUUUUUUUUACGGCAUCUGCA